GUGUCGUUUCCCAGCACAGAAGGAAAAGGACAAAGUUAUGUAACGCUGCGAGACGUAAACGCAUGUGAUCCUUUGACAUGUAACAGCCUGCUAAGGGAAGUCCAUAUACGGUCAGACAGGUGUGUCUGCAGGUUCACAACUGUGCUGGGAGGGUUUGAUCUGCAGAGACAGAGACACACAGAGACACACAUAACAAACACAGAGAGACACACAGAGACACAACGUCUCUCAGAGACACACAUAACAGACACACAGAGACUUUAUCUUUCACCCAGCGAGCAGCAGCAGAAGGAUGGAUGACAGCGGGGAGUGUAACCGGGCAGUGCUGGUGUCUGUGGCCCAGUUUGUCCCUGGUGUGAGUCUGGGGAGGAGGCCUGGAGCCGACAAGGACACCAAGACUCUCCACCGCACCCUCAGCAAGCUGGGCUUCAAGGUGGACAUCCACAGUGACCUGAGCGGGGACGAGAUCUACCAGCUGUUUCUGAAAGAGAGCCGGCGGCCUGUGAAGGACUGUUUUCUGGCCGUCUUGUCGUCUCACGGGGACGAGGGAUGCGUGUUCGGGGCUGAUGGGAAACCCGUCCAACUGUGUCGUCUCUUUUCAUAUUUUGACAACGAAAACAUGGAGAAGAAGGCCAAAGUGUUCCUCGUACAGGCGUGUCGGGGAGGUGGUCUGGAUGACGGUGUGGAGGUGGAUUCAGCUGGUGACAGCAGAGACUUCUCACAGCAUCUCUCUAUUCCUGUAGACACAGCUGUGAUGUACGCCACGCCGCCAGGUUACGGGGCGUUCAUGCACCCACUCGGAUCCGUCUUCCUCCAGACGUUCUGCACUUUAUUAAAGGAGGACGGCAACCGUAACCUGGAGCUGACGCGCCUGAUGACCCGCCUCUCCCACCGGGUGGCCUACAGCUUCCAGGCCAAAGGGAAGUUCGCUGGGAAGAAAGAGAUGCCGUGCCUCGUCACACGCCUGACCAGAGAAGUGUUCCCGUUCGCUGAGCCGAGGAAAGACAGCGGCGCCGCGGAGCUCUCGGCCACCUCGCUGCUCGACACUCAACACGUGUCCACACGCACUCCUUCCAUCAGUUAGCAGCAGCUGCAGAGUGGACGUGACAGUUAUGAUCAGCAGGUAUGGAGACUGCUGAGACAGACGAGAUAAACCUGUUGGGAAUGCCCUCACGCUGUCUGACAUCCUGCAGAAAAUCAAUGUCAUCAGGGAAAUAUUCUGCUGAGAUAUUUUGCACAUACUUUACAUACUCUGGAGGAGAUUAGAUAUUUAAAUGUAAAGCUGUAACUCAAAGAAACUCUAAACCUUCAUCAGGUAACAUGAUCAGAGUUUUAAGGUGAAGGAUUUUGCCAGAUGAAGGUCUAGUACCAAAACGUUGCCUACUAUUACAUUCAUUUCCUGCAAGUUUGACAGAGUGCAGGAGUUUAUUGCAGCUUAUGUUUAAAUAUGGGAAAUGUAAAGCUGUAUUUAAUGCACCUGUGUGCUGAUGUUUGAGUGUCUAAACUUGCAAAGAAACUCUCGCAUACUGUCUAACUACAAACUACACACUUCUGUCUAAAAGUGAAACAUUGUGUUUGAAAGUCCAAAGUUAGGGGAAUGGAGCUGAGCAAUGACCACACAGAGUACCAUGUUACUGUUUCUGUAUGUCAUUAUGUUAUGCUUUUAGCCCCCAGUUACUGUGUUUUUACUGCAGCUUAUCAGCAUCCUUCCUCAUCUGCUGCUUGGACUAUUUCACCUGUAGUUAUAAAAUAAGGACAUUGACUGUAAUGUAUUCAUAUGAUCUUUUAUUGUACGACAUGCUAUUUAUCUACCAUUUAAUAUUGAACAUUUUGGUGCUCCAUAGUUCAUCUAAGUGAUGACGAGACGAUACCUCAUGAAGUCAUGAAGCUUUCCAGCAAAGUGGUUCAUUUCUCACGAUACCACCUGUUGGCCAAAGAGUGUAAAAUAGGCACAGAUGAUCGGAUAUAUUUCACGUAAUCCGUUCAUAUCAACACAGUGUGUCUUGUGUGUGGUAUACUGUCACUAAUGAUUGUAUAACAUAACUGUAUAAUAAAUAGAUUGCCUUGAGAGGAAUGUGGCUAUCAAA
Messenger RNA from Perca fluviatilis (European perch), 2087 nucleotides. Its product is annotated as caspase-3-like. Gene Ontology annotation, biological process: proteolysis. Bases 293 to 1084 code for a protein of 263 amino acids. The transcript is spliced from 4 exons. Lineage: Eukaryota; Metazoa; Chordata; Actinopteri; Perciformes; Percidae. The record is from RefSeq and is a predicted model, not a curated record. Gene Ontology annotation, molecular function: cysteine-type endopeptidase activity.